AUGGUUGAACUCAUCCCCCAUCUCCCUGAAGACCUCGAACGGGCCAUCUUCGAGCACACGGCUAUCACCGAUCCCGGCACGGUGCUGCCGCUGAUGCUCGUCGCGCGGCGCGUCCACGUCUGGGUCGAGCCUCUCCUCUUCCGCAUUCUCCGCGUGACCGAGCGGCGCCGCCAUCAAGCUGCUCUGCGCGCCCUCAAACGAAAGCCGUCCGCAUUCGCCGCACAGCACGUGGGCCACCUCCUCGUCGAUGGCAUCAGCGACAAUCCUAGCGAGGUGCUCACCGAACUCCUCAAGCGCUGCACUGGCUUACACGGUCUCGGGACGACAUACCGCUAUCACGUGGCCGCCCUUCUGCCUCUGCUUGCCGACCUCCGCCUGCGCCGCCUCACGGCGGAUCUCGGCGAGAUCUGGCGCACCGGCCAUGCUACCGACACGCCCACACCUAUCGACACGGCACACCUUGCGUUCGCCCACGUGACGCAUUUGAACCUGCACGACCAGGUCAAGUUUGCCGCCGUGCGCGCGCCCGUGUGCGCCGCCCUCCCGCGCUUCCCGGCGCUGACGCAUGUGCGCCUGCAACUCUCCGGCAGCCCCGCCCCGAUCACCGAAUUCGAGGCGGCCCUCCACCGCGCGCCGCACCUCCACGUGCUUGUCCUCGGUGAGCCGGAUGCGGCUGAUGUUGCAGCGCUCGGCCCGGCGGCCGACGUCCGGCUCGUCUGCGUCAGCGGCGGGUGCGAGUAUGCCAUGUUCUGGAAGGACUGGGAGGACGGGUUGCGUGGGCGACUAGACGUGUGGGAGCGUGCGGAGCGCUUUGUUGAAGGGAAGCGCGAGGGAAGGUUCAGUGGUCUGUGGUUGCCUAACCAGUAG
This is a messenger RNA of Mycena indigotica, 867 nucleotides long. RefSeq lists its product as uncharacterized. NCBI's taxonomy places the organism in Eukaryota, Fungi, Basidiomycota, Agaricomycetes, Agaricales, Mycenaceae. The coding region runs from base 1 to 867 and encodes 288 amino acids. The transcript is spliced from 2 exons. The record is from RefSeq and is a predicted model, not a curated record.